Molecule: messenger RNA, 2505 nt
Organism: Leishmania mexicana MHOM/GT/2001/U1103
Lineage: Eukaryota; Euglenozoa; Kinetoplastea; Trypanosomatida; Trypanosomatidae
Product: GTP-binding elongation factor tu family protein,putative
Exons: 1
Coding region: 1-2505 (834 amino acids)
Biological process (GO): translational elongation
Molecular function (GO): translation elongation factor activity; GTP binding; GTPase activity
Source: RefSeq, a predicted model, not a curated record
AUGGCUGCGGGAGAGGCCCACGCGCUGUGCAUCGUGUUGUACGAGCCGCAGGCGGAGAAGCCCUUCGCGGAAUGGGUGGCGUCCGAUGCGGUGCGGCAGGGAUUGAAGGAUGAAAUUGACGAGGUGAUCACCGCCGCCAUUCCGCAGGAAGCUGGUGAUAGUGUUGGCGUCGCCAGUGCAGAUACGGCGUCGCCGACACAGAACAUCCCCAUGGCGCUCAUAGCGAGCACGCUGGCGGCGCAACAGGAGGUCAAUGACCGUCGUCGCACAAGCGGCGCGGAGCAGCAGCAGCCGCUGCUACUGUGCCUCGUCGUCAUAGUUUUUUGGGACGGCCAAGCCGAGGCUAGCAAAGCCGCCCUGGCGCAGCUGAAGCAGUUGGGCGAUAAGAAAUGGGUGGCAUCACACGUGCCACUGUGGGUGGAGCAUGUGGAAGUUCUGGUACAGGCCCUGAACGCGAAGCGUGGCGCUGCAAGCAUCAUGAACAACAAGGUUGCUCUCGUCGCCAGUUUGCGCAAGAAGCUUCAGGCGUCCGCCAUGGCGACGAAGGGGUGGUGGCGAGAGGGUGCGCUGCAGAGAGUCGGCAGAUACGCUGAUCCCAACGCUACUGCUGAGACCUUGUCGACGGCGUCUCCGGGGGCAUCGUCGAACGGCGGUGGUGACUCGUCAUCGCCUGCUGCCCUUGGCGAGGCCGACAUCUCCGUGGAUGCUGUCCGCCUCGCCGUCGACAACGGUCAAGGCGAGACGUUUUUUCUCUUGAGCGAUCGGGACCGGGCUGGGCUGGCGAGCAAGGUGGAGACGCUUAAGCAGAACUGCGAAGUGGCCGAGCUGGGGUGUGCGUCGGUAAUGAUGGAGCCGCGAGAGUUGCACCUGCUGCACGGGGCGACAGGUGCACCUGGUGCCCCGAUGAGUUCCAACGCCGGGGGCAACAGGACGACUGCCGGCGCACCGUCGCCGCCCACCGCUGCUUCCUCGUCCCCGACCACAACGUUGGUGGCGCAGGAAUUCCUGCUUCGCCGUCGAUGCCCUCCGGCUGCACUCUUCGAGUUGCGUCUGGCCAUGUGCGGGAACGUGGACAGCGGUAAGAGCACUCUCACCUCCGUGCUCACCCGCGGCUGCUGUGAUGAUGGCCGUGGGCUGGCGCGUGCCUUCGUCUUCAAGCACAAGCAGGAGGUCAUGACUGGCCGCACAUCCAGUAUCAGCGAGAACCAUCUGGGGUUCUCUGCCGAGGGUGGGGUAGUGAACUACGCGCUGUUGCAGCCGCACCGCACGGAGGCGGAGCUGCGACCUCUGGCGCCAUCGGAGGUGGCGCAGCACCUGAUGGCCUCCGCAGCAACGGCCUCCGGCGCGACACAUAGUCCAGCGGGCGGCAGUGGGGCCCACACAAUGCGUCAAUGCACUACGAAGGAGCUCGCCGCACGCAGCUCCAAGGUGGUCACGCUGUACGAUCUGGCUGGGCACGAGCGGUACCUGAAGACAACUGUGUUAGGCAUGACGCGCAACAUGCCUGACUACGCGUGCAUUGUCAUCAGCGCCAACAACGGCAUUCAGCGGAUGACGAAGGAACAUCUGGCGUUGUGCCUGGCGCUGAAGCUGCCUUUCUUCAUUGUCGUCACUCGUAUCGAUGCAACCCCGUCGAACAUCCAUGAUGAGACGCUAUCGAACAUCCACAGGCUGCUUAAGAUUCCGACCGUGCGCAAGCUUCCCUACCCGGUGCGGCGACAUGACGAGGUGACUCUUGCAGCCAAGAACCUGCGCCAUGACCGCAUUACCCCGAUCUUCGAAGUCAGCAACGUUACCGGUGUUGGCAUCCCUGACGUGCUGCAAUUCCUUAACUUGCUCCCGACUCGGAAGGACUGGCGGCAGGCACGCAGCAUGCCAAAGGAGAUGAUCAUUGACAGCACAUUCUUUGUCACCGGUGUCGGCACCGUCGUGGGGGGCAUCAUCACACAGGGCGUUUUCCGCGUGAACGAAACGGUGCUGCUGGGGCCAGACGGCUUUGGGAACUUCCGCCCUGUGGUCAUCAAGUCCAUUCACAUCAAAGGCGUCGACUCCCUCGCCGCCGAGGCGGGAACAGAUGCGGCGCUGUGUCUCAAGAAGGAAAAGCGUAGCGCCAUUCGGAAAGGCAACGUCCUGGUCGACGCUGCUCAUUCGCCUAAGUCGUUCUGGCAGUUCGAGGCAGAGAUAAUCAUCCUCUACCACUCAACGACGAUCACCGCAAACUACGAACCAGUCAUUCACUCCACGACAGUGCGGCAGUCGGCUCGCAUUACCUACGUUGCGCAGGAGGUGCUACGCACCGGUGACAAGUCUCUCGCGCGCUUCCACUUUCUCUACCGUCCCGAGUACAUGAAAGAGGGACAGCGAUUAAUUUUCCGCGAAGGUCGCACCAAAGGUAUCGGCAUCGUUACGAAGCUGAUCUGUGAGCCGAAUGACCUUGUGUUGGCCAAGAACAAACUGCGCAAGAAGAUGCAGGAGAAGCUGCAUGCCCCGGUAGGGGCCAAGUAA